AUGGCGACGUCUGAUCUGGAUCAACUGGUCAUGAUGGGCUUUGACAAGGAACGCGGUGAAAUGGCACUGAAGAGCACAGGUAGUUUGGCAGACGCAAUCGACUGGCUCGACGCAAACUCCUCAAAGUCUCUAGAAGAUCUCAAGGCCGAGAAGGACGCAGCUGCAGAGGCAAAAGCUGCAGAGGCAGCCGAGGAGGCACGGAGCCUUGUGUGUAACGAAUGCGGGAAAAAGUUUAGAGGGACCGCCCAGGCAGAAUUCCACGCAUCAAAGUCUGGCCAUACCGAUUUCGCAGAGUCGACCGAAGAGAUUGCCCCCUUGACUGAGGAAGAGAAACAGGCCAAGCUAGCAGAGUUGAGGGAGAAACUGGCCGCUAAGCGAGCAGUCCAGUCCGAACAAGACAAGGUCGACAAGAAGCGCAAUGAACAAAUCAACCGCAAGAAGACCAAGGAAACUGAAGAUCUCAAAGAGCAACUCAAGGUCAAGGAGCAGAUCAAGGAGGCCGAGAAGAAGAGGCGAGAGAGGCAAGAGGACAUUGAAGCGAAGAAGCGGAUUCAAGCCAAGAUCGCGGCCGAUAAAGAAGAACGACGACUGCGAGCAGAGCGGGAAAAGGCUGAGCGAACUGGCACAGCACCUCCAGUUGCGGCUGCAGCACCUCCUCCAGCACCGGCUCCAGCAGCUUCCAAACCAGCGUCGGAGUAUACAGAGACACGGUUAAGGCUACAGACAUCGUCGGGCAAUAUAAUGAAAACUUUCCCUGUCGGAACAACCUUGUUCGAGGUGGCGACUGCUGUGGCCGAAGAAAUUGGUCGGGAUGUCGAAAGUUUUACGCAGAACUUUCCAAGAAAGGUUUUCGACCGGGAGUACUUUGGGGAGAGCCUGAAGGACCUGAAGCUCGUGCCCAGUGCCAGCUUAAUUGUGAAGUAG
Messenger RNA from Fonsecaea monophora, 924 nucleotides. RefSeq lists its product as hypothetical. The coding region runs from base 1 to 924 and encodes 307 amino acids. The record is from RefSeq and is a predicted model, not a curated record. The transcript has 2 exons. Lineage: Eukaryota; Fungi; Ascomycota; Eurotiomycetes; Chaetothyriales; Herpotrichiellaceae. Gene Ontology annotation, molecular function: protein binding.